Molecule: messenger RNA, 810 nt
Organism: Melampsora larici-populina 98AG31
Lineage: Eukaryota; Fungi; Basidiomycota; Pucciniomycetes; Pucciniales; Melampsoraceae
Exons: 4
Coding region: 1-810 (269 amino acids)
Source: RefSeq, a predicted model, not a curated record
AUGAUUCAAGCGAUAAAGCAAGCCGAGGAGAAGAAGAAAGCACUGGAGGAGAAGGCGAAAGAACAAGCUGAAGGUAGAAGAAAAAGGGCGGAGUCGAGAGCACCCUUAGCGGGCGGAAGCCAAGAAGGAAUGUCGAGAUCGAUGGAUGGUCCUACAGGUUCCCAAGAGACUGGAAGCGCCCCGCUAACGUCUGCAGAGAUAGUUGCGAUCAAGAUGGAGAUGGCAGAGGGGAGUUUGGAGAAAAUCAAUGAAGAAGACGGUCAUCAGGAAGCAGAAGAGGGUAAAGGAAGUGGAGAGCGAGGAGAGAAUUCGUCUAGUGGAGAUUCAUCGGGAGAUGAUGAAGUAGUGAAGGGAAAAGCUUUUGAGGCAUUGAUAGAGAAGGACCAGGUUCCUAGAGGGCAGGGAAAGGUGUCGACUAAGCCAAUUCCCAAAUUGACAAAGAAAGUCGAGGCUGACCCUAGACCGUUAAUCGACCGACUAGCGGAGGCUCUUGAGAUGGGUAGAGACGAGGAACUGGAAGAGUUGAGGAGAGAGUUUAGAGAGAAAACAAGUGACAUUAAUCGGAAUGGAAAGGAGAAGAGGAAAGAAGAAGGAGAAGGAAGGAAGAAGGGGAAAGAGAAGAUGAGGAAGAAAGAGAAGGCGCAAGAUAAGCGCCACUCAGGAGAUUACGCCCAAAGUCAUGAUAAUCGCACACGAGAGAUCAUCCAUCAACUCACAUAUCCGGCUCCAAGGCCUACACCGCCCAUCGCGAUCCAUUUGAGUGACCCUGAGCUGGUGACCGUGGUGGGUUUCGAAGAGGCCGUUGAGUAG